Capsella rubella is the source of this 1273-nucleotide messenger RNA. Its product is annotated as protein REVEILLE 2. Gene Ontology annotation, molecular function: DNA binding. Bases 138 to 1025 code for a protein of 295 amino acids. The transcript has 5 exons. NCBI's taxonomy places the organism in Eukaryota, Viridiplantae, Streptophyta, Magnoliopsida, Brassicales, Brassicaceae. The record is from RefSeq and is a predicted model, not a curated record.
CUCUCUAUCUCCUCACCAAUCUCAAAACCUCUCUCUCUCUUGAUUCUUCAGCUUUUUUUCCGGUGGAGUUCAGUUUUUUUCCGGCGAGAGUAACCAUAUCAUCUAAAGUCAUCAAGAUCUAACCUUCUUCUACAACCAUGGCUAUGCAGGAAAGUUUAUGUGACAGAGCUUCUGAUGAGCUUAUAUCUUCCACAGAUGCCUUUUAUCUCAAGACAAGGAAGCCUUAUACCAUAACUAAACAAAGAGAGAAAUGGACUGAAGCAGAACAUGAGAAGUUUGUUGAAGCUUUGAAACUCUAUGGUAGAGCUUGGAGACGUAUCGAAGAACAUGUUGGAACAAAGACUGCUGUUCAGAUUCGAAGCCAUGCUCAGAAGUUUUUCACCAAGGUUGCUCGUGAUUUUGGUGUUAGCUCUGAGACUAUUGAGAUCCCACCUCCAAGACCGAAGAGGAAGCCUAUGCAUCCGUACCCUAGGAAGCUUGUGAUUCCAGAUGCAAAAGAGAUGGUGUAUGGUGAUCUAACCGGAGCCAAGCUGGUUCAAGAUGAAGAUAACCGAUCUCCUACAUCGGUUUUGUCAGCUCAUGGCUCAGAUGGUUUAGAUUCCAUUGGUUCUAAUUCACCAAACUCUUCUUCAGCUGAUUACCAACACUCACCGGGGCAUAAUGAGUUAUCAUCUCACACAGAGGAGUCAUUGUCUCCAGAAGCUGAGACAAAACAAAGCCUUAAGCUGUUUGGGAAGACUUUUGUAGUUGGUGAUUACAACUCUUCAACUAGCUCUGAUGAUUCUGAAGAUGUCAAGAAGUCAGAAACACAGUCGGUUCUAUGUUCUUCUUCUUCCUCUUCGGAAAACAUCGAAACGGAAAUGACACUACGGGUAUCACCCGAGUUUAAAAGAAGCGAAAGAUCCGCUUUCUCUCAGUUGAAAUCGUCGGUGGUGACCGAGAUUAGAGGGUUCAUGCCUUACAAAAAGAGAGUAAAGGUGGAAGAAAACAUUGACAAUGUGAAAAUGUCAUAUCCUCUAUGGUGAAAGUGUGUUUUGUUUUGUGUAAAUCCUUACUCUUAAAGUUAGUUUGUGUAACUUCUUUUGAUCUCAACUUCAGUUUUUAUGUGUAUAAUCUCAGAGAAUUAGGGAAAGUUUUUUUUGGUUUAGAUUCGUAAGAUCACUCCAAAGUUUCAUUGUCUUUCCAUAUAACCAGUCAGAAAUUGAGAUCCCUUGUAAUUUACAUUUUUAUUUGAUCCAAUCAAAUCUUAUUGAUACUCAAAAUUGUUGUGCAA